UACAUUUUUUAUUUCAUUUUUAAAUUCAUAUGUAUCUCAAAUAAGUAUAAUCGCAAGAUGAAUAACUUUUUCUAACAUUGUGUUGAUAUUUAAAUAGUUUACAUUAUUACACGCAUUAUCCACACGCCAACAUUAAUUUAAUAUUUAUUACUAUGUAACCUCACUGCACGCAAAGAAAUAAAAUGAGUGUGACGUGGGAAAGCACUACCAGCCAUAUCAAAGCAGAUGUGAUAAUAUUGGGCUGCAGCCUUCCAGGAAUUGUCACUGCUCAUAAACUCAAAAAAAAAUUCGGCAAUACUGUGGACAUUGUGGUUUUAGAUUUAACUGGGAGCGUAGCAAGUGGCUCCAAGUGCAAUGUGACCUUUCAAGAAGAAGAAGGAGAAAAUGAAGACUUUGUACAUAAAGGUACUGCAAAAGAACUCAUAGACAAUGUUGGAAGGCACUUCAUAGCUGUUUAUGCAAAGGAAUUCAAUAUUCCAGUUCCAGAUGCGAUUAUUACACCGGAAAAAGGAAAAACGGCUUUAAACAAACUGUUCGAAUAUAAAACUGGCGAUACCGUAGACUGCAAACAGGAUUUCCAUGAUUUUGACUAUCUUAACAUUUUUGAAAACUUUGAAUUGAAUCAAUAUCAAACUCUACUAGAUCAAUACAUGAGAGAGCUUUUUCAGGCGAAUAAUAUAGAGAACGUUUCUGAGCGACAUCAACUUAUGUAUUUCGAUCAAACUACGAUGGAACAACAUAUAUGUAACGCAUUAAUAUUUGCGAAUUCUAAAGAUAUAAUGAGAAAUAUUGUGCGAGUAGUCUGUGGAGCUCCAGCAAGUGUAGUAUCUCUACUUUUCUAUUUACACCAGUGUUAUAGAACAAGUAGCGCAAGAAAUCAUUUAGACGGUAAUAACACUAAACUUCGUGAAAAGCUUUUGGGAUACUGCAGAAAACGUAUUGCUAGCAAAUUACAAAAAAGUGUGGCUAACAUAACAAUGCCAGCUAAACCUAUAAAGAAAAUUAGCACUUACUCAGACGAACAGGUUAUAUUAAGAACUUUUAAAGGGGACACAAAUUAUGUUUGCAGUCUUUUGGCAAUGGCAAUGAAACCCGACGAACUUCGUCAUAUAGAAGUUGAAUCUCAGCUGCUAUAUAAUAGCGAAGUUGAAAUUACUGCAGCAAUGAAACAAGGUAAAGCGAAAAAGUUUCUAAUACAAUACGAAGAUUGUUUUUGGCAGCGUUAUGGUUAUAGUGGUGACAUUCUAAGUGUUCGAGGACCUAUUAUUUGGGCUAUGGAACGUCCAACAAUGUCGGCCACUGGUAGUCUUGAAAAGUAUGCGGCAUUAAUUGGUUAUUUAACGCUCAAAGAGAACGACGAUGAAGAUUCAAGGGAAGCUGUGAUAAAACAGUUAGUCAGACUUUUUGGUGCUGAUGCCGCUUCACCAGUUAGCUAUAGAGAAACGGAUAUUGCGGAUAUCUACGUGCCGCGAUGUGGAGAUUUUAUAGGUCUUAGAAGGCUAACACGUAAAUUUCAACCUGGCUACCUCGAGUGGGGAGCUUUAGAUAUCUUUGGCGAUGGGGACGUGGCUGCUGCGUUGGAAGCUGGUCACACAGCUUAUCUGCAUCUGAUGAGUUGCUUGCGUCCUCAGGCUUUAACUUACGAGGAGAUAAGUGCGGUGGAAUGGCCGACGAUUUUAAGUGAGGGUCCGCUGAGGAAAUGGCUUGCUCAAUUCACAAUAAAAAGCAGUUUACGACUAGCAGCUUAUACAGCUGCAACUUACGUUGUUUUACGGUUAUUACGGUCGUAUAUUAGGAAAUGAGAUAAGAAAAUGAGAGAAAAUACAAUUAAUACACGAAAUACAUUUUACAGUAAAUGUUUGCUGUUUUUAGUUGGUUAUUUUUUUGUCACUAUAUC
Pararge aegeria (speckled wood butterfly) is the source of this 1897-nucleotide messenger RNA. RefSeq names its product probable flavin-containing monoamine oxidase A (gene shps). Bases 183 to 1802 code for a protein of 539 amino acids. The record is from RefSeq and is a predicted model, not a curated record. Lineage: Eukaryota; Metazoa; Arthropoda; Insecta; Lepidoptera; Nymphalidae. The transcript has a single exon. Gene Ontology annotation, molecular function: oxidoreductase activity.